Porites lobata is the source of this 27496-nucleotide messenger RNA. NCBI's taxonomy places the organism in Eukaryota, Metazoa, Cnidaria, Anthozoa, Scleractinia, Poritidae. The record is from the annotation of a GenBank genome assembly.
AUGAUUUCUGUUUUGUGGCUGUUAUAUCUUUUGCUGGUCAGUGUGCUACUGGCAUUUUUCACCUAUGCAAUAUUUUUUCGAAAGGUAAGGCAAGAAUCAUUUUGUUUGCGGUGGGUAACUUUGCACAUCGACCGAUCAAAGAUCAGCUGAGAGAUGUUCAAAUAAUGCCUUUUGUUUCCAGGGAAGACUUCACGAUUCAACUCCAGCACAGGACAAAGUAAAAUACCUCAAGAAGGUAAUCUUACUUCGAAAACGUGAAAUUUUAUUUCCUAUUUUGCCACGAAUAUAAUGCUGGAGACUAUGUACACUUUUGCAUUAAUUAUGAUGAACUUCUGAUCAAACCCACUGAUUUCCACGUGUUACGUAUGAUCUGAAAUAGCUAUGAAAAUAAACUGAAUUUAGUAAUCCCUUUCUAUUAUAGCUAUGUCACAAUGGUAGUAUAAAAAUAUAGACUAAACUCUCGCCCUUUUAAGCGUAUAGAUUCAAGCGAACUUUGGAUUUAACCGUGAUGUGUAAUCUUCAGAAAUAUUUUUUUUACCCAUGAGAUUUACAUAAUAUGCAUUCGCUUACAGUAGGUACACCAUGAAAGAAACCUGAGAAUGCUUGACUGCAAUGUACCUAGCAUGCCGAUUUCAUUAUGACUUAAUUAUUAAUAACUUGUGACUUUAUUUUACUAUACAAUGAUCAUUUCAAAUUGUGUUUUGAUAACCUUAAAUCAAACAGUUUAAAGUUCUUUCUUAGGUCAUUGAAGGUCAAGUUACGAGGUUUAAAAAAUCCCAAAAUAAAAACAAAAGAACUUUGCAAUACCUCUAGUUUUAGUUAUUUCACUUAAUUUGUUAUUUAUGUAUUUAGCAGAAAGUUGUUGUCCCACUGAUAAAUAUUAUUCGUUUCUUAUAAUACUUAUUAACCCUUAAUAACAUCAAUUUUCACCUAACAUUUAUUAUGUCAAUAAUUAGUCAAGAGAAAAGAUUAUGGGAAUUAUUUAGAUGAUCACCUAAUGUAAUCUGCUUUGAUCAUUUAUCAAAAGUUCCCAGUCAAUUAUUUAAGGAAUUUAUGGAGACCCGAAUAUGUAUGACUUGUACAAGUACGUAUCUGGGCUUAAAGGGUCAAUUGCUUUCCAACAGGGCUUGUACCUUUACAAGUGCUGAACAUCACCUAACCCUUCGGUUUCAAUUUUUUCUUUAGUUCUUUGAAUUUUUUGUGUUGGUCAGCUCCUUGCAAUAAGAGAAACAGCACGAGUGUAGUAUGAUUAUGAAGACUUAAAUUAAUGAUUAUGGAGAUCACUCAACUGAGAGAUGCUAUUAGUUUUUAUUAUAAUUGUUAUUAUUAUCAUUGUUAACAACAACAAUGCAAUGCGUAGAAAAGAAAAAUAUCUGAACUUGAUCAAGGAAAUGAGUAGAAAUUACAGAUGUGUGAAAUUUGUAAAUCUCUCCAUGAGCUCCCUUGGCGUUUUCUCCAAUGAAUGCUCAAUGUUCUUAGACAUGAUGAAUGACAUUGGCAUUGACAAAAAGCAGCAACCUUAUAUAAUCAAGAAAAUGAUAACUAUAGCCAUUAGAGCAACAUAUUACAUCUCUUGUUUUAGAACUAGAAAUUGGGAUAGCCCAGACUUAAUGCAGUUUGAUGUCUUUUCUUUUCCUUUCUUUUCUUUUUUUUUCUUUUUUUUUUUGUUGUGUUUUGUUUUUGUUUUUGUUUUUGUUUUUUUUUGGAAUAAUUCAAUCUCAAACAGCAUUUGUAAAUUGCCUAUAUGUAGCGAGAUUUACAAUUGCGCAUUCAAAAACACAAAUAAAGUUUCCAUUAUUAUUAUUAUUAUUAUUAUUUUAUUAUUUUUUUUUAUCAAUGCUUACCCAAAAAUGGCAUUUGGUAGGGACAGACUCUCAUUUUUUUCCUCCCGUGAACCAUUAGGACCAUUAGGGAAACAAAGCAACCCUUAUAAUAGUCUGGUAUCUCUUACACAUUUGAAACUAAGCCUCACAUUAUUUGUUUUCAUAGAACAGUUAAGUUGCUUCAUGUUAUGUGGACGUUAAUCGUGUUCCGGUAUAUAUUUGCACAAAUUAUUAAGUUUUUUUGUUUUUCCUCUGACAGUUGAAAAGGUAGGUAGGUGCCACUAGUGUCAGUCCAAGAUACUUAAUAGAAUGCUUUCCGCAUGUCACAGUCUUAAAACGGUACAGAAUUUUGAUCUGGAAGCAGUUUAUCGAAGUUUACAUUUCCAAUCAAGUGUUAUAUGUGACCCUCCACAGGAUUUUAAUGCUUAAGGUGAAAGCACGCGCACAACACGUUUUCACUUUAAAGCAAAAGAAUUUAUUUUAACUCGCUUUAGCACGCUUUCAGUCUUGCCUCAUUAGCAAUUUCUUUUGUUUCAGAGGACAUGUUUGAGACAAUUAAGCGUGAGCAAGUUGAACAAAAGAGCGUGUUAAAGUUUUCAAACAAAAGCUCCGUGCAAAAAAGCACAACACGCUUUCAGUGUGUGCAAAAGCACGCAAGGCGUGUUAUCUAUAAGCUAAAUAAAUUUUCUCUACAAAAAGGAACCGUAAGUGAUUAUUAACGGCACCCUUUUUGGUAACUAUCGAGAAAGAAAAAGUUAUACCUCCGCGAUCGCAGCGAUAGUAUCUGAUUGAAAAAACGUUGUCGCUUGAAAAGUAUAAACAGUGAACGGUGGGACCUACUGGAUUUAUGGGUAGAACUAUAUUAGCAUUGCAAAAUCAUAGUUCUUUGCAGAAAUGUUUACUGAUGAAGCUGUGCAAGGGUUAUCUUAACUUUCCUUAAUUUAAAACACAUUUGCAAUUUUCUCAGAAACAGUGAUCUUUCGGACUUAAGUCACUUUCUUUCCGAUCGCAGCAAUCGCGAUCAAAUAGAAAUCAUCAAGUGCCAGGAUCGCUAAAUUGUACUUCUUUUUUAGCGAUUGCAAGGAUUGUAGUGAUCAAAUGAAGACCAGCCUGCUUUUCUAGAUGUACCAAAAUUCCAAAACGGUUUCAAAAAGCGAAACCGGUAUUUAAACAAUGUAUCCAAAUUUGUUCUUCUUGAAAUAUUACAUCGCGUAUGCUUCAGUCUUAUUGUCCAAAUUCCGUAAUCAUCCUGUUGUCUUUCUUGUGGUUGCAGCCAUCUGUUUUACAACCAUCUAAACAAACAAUCGCGUAUGAAGUUUCGGUGACUGAUUUAGCGUCAUCAGAAGUAUUACGGCCUACAGUUAUAUAAGUGUCUUAAAUAGUCUGCCACACAGCCGUUUUAGUGUCGUCACACAACGCUCCAUCCACUGAAAACGGCCGCGUAGCAGACUAUUAUUUAAGCGGCGCGAAAAUAAUUUUUUAUUAUGUCGCGCUAGUUUACUGCGUCUUUCAAAUGCCUAUUCUGAUGCAUGAGUGGAUUUGUCACCCCUCCUGAAACUUGGUAGUGCCUUGAGGACUAAAUUAAAACAAAGCGGAAUUUAAGAUAAGACGUAAAAAAAAACAGUCGCUUUUAUAUUUACAACCAAUCUUCCCUCAUUCUACAGUGUUUUUAGUUUACAGAUUCUUGUUUUUUUCGUCCUGUGAAGAACGAGAUAUAGUACACGUUUACAGCGCUUGAUUUGUCUUAGCGUAGCAUAACGAGAUAUCUUCACAUAAAUUUAUUAUGAUUGACGGCCCUUCGUCCGUCAGGGGCACCUGACGGCGAUUUCCUCCUAAAUGCAUCCUAGCAUCCUAGGACAACUUCAGUCGUUUCGAAAUUACAAGGGCUUCAACAUUAUUUCCCGAAAAAUUUAGCUUCCAAUUGAAAGUUUUAGGAAAGUGAGAAUUUUAUGGUAUUUUCGGUUCGGAAAAUUUUAGGAUUCCUUAAUUCUCUACGAAAAAUAGCUUAUCUUGGGGAGUGAAAUGGAAAAAAUUAAACUUCAGAAAAUCGUAAGGAAUUUAUUAGAUAAGCUUCGAAAAUUGUACAUGCAUGGAACGGUCAUCUAGAAAUGGUUAGCCUUCCUCAACCUAUAGAAAAUUCUAGGCAGUUUUUGUUUUUCCAAUUUAAUUACCUCCAUUCGUCUCAACAGGGCUUAUAAAGAAAUAUAUUAAACUAAUUUAUUCAACUUCAUUUCUCUGAGCAUUACUGCUAUUAAAUAUUCUGGUGGCAUAGCUUAACUUCAGUGCCUCGCAUGUGAUAGCUGGCCUCUUUGCGAUUCCGGUCAACAGCCGACAGCCGGAGGAAUUAAUUGGUUUACACUGAUCUCGCGUUAAUUCCAGGCUAGACCACCAUUAAGUCGUGAUUUUCAAAUGGAUACAGUUAUGAUCAAACUCCAAAACAGUCUAUAUUGGUAUGCUGAUUAAAUCUGCUGAAAACCCGAGCCAUUUUAUCAUCAAGUAGCACUUUUAGUAAUCAAGCGUGUUCAGCGUGUCUUACCCAAAUUGCACGCUAAGCGUGCUAUAAUUCGUACACUUACCGUGACAUAUGGCACGCAAUAAAAAAACAAAAUGUCUAGCGUGUUAAAUUUACCAAAACAAAGGCAAGUGUGUCCGUUUUUGUUUUUUCAAUUUAAUAUGCGCAUAUCCAUGAUUGACGGCACACUAAGCGUGUUGUGCAAGCGUGUCGUGAGCGUGCUUUCACCUUUAACAUCAAAUUCCUGUGGAGGGUCACAUAUGUGAGAGUUUUAUGCAGUUAGGUUUCAUGUAAAGAAUCGAAUAGUUUGCUUCUCUUCUUUUGAAAUAAGAGCUCUUCUAUUCUCAAAUUUAAAAAGUUAAAAUUAACUUCCUUACAAUGUCUAUGCUGAAAUCCAGAUAUAAUAUCUCUCAGUGAUGAAGCAAUGGAAUUCUUUUUGUUGUUCUUGGCAGAGAACACGUGCACCGGCCCACAACAGGUGCAGCAAACUUCAGUGAUCUAACUUCACAUGCUUAUUUCCAGAAAGUCGAAAAACAUUUAAUCAAUGUUUUGGUAAGCUGUGCACAAAGGCUGAGGUUUCCCUCGGGAAAUUCUGAGAUUCAUCCACCAAAGACAACACCAGAAAUUACUUAGGUCACGGCAUUAACAAUAUUAUUGCAACCAAUCAGUGUUUCCCCCAUAUUUUGGGGAAACAGGAACACUAUUAAUAUCUGCAUGACACAGACGUAUCUCUCCCCAAUUUUUUUUGAGGAAGGGAUGUCUGUACACCGGCUAGGUUAAAUUUAAUGUAUUUUGGUAGAGCUAAUGAGGUCUUCACUAAAUAAGCAUUUAAUUAUUAUUUUCUUUUUUUUGUUGAAGCACAUUCUUCCCAUCUGCUCCACGAGAUGGAAGCUUAUGGCAGUAGACAGUGGAUUACGAGUAUGGCAGAAAAAUGUGGAAAACAAACCUUCAUGGAUGCCCAGAACAAUUUAUGCUUGUUUUGGAAUCAUUCCAGCAUCACAGAAGGUUAGAAUAGAAUGCCCUGAUCCUAAAUCCCUCACUUCUGAAGGGCAGUUCCACAGGUUUAAGCUGUAACAGCAGCACUUUCUAAAAAUUUUGUUUUCCGUGUAUGCCUGAACUUCUGAAGAUGACAUUGAGGGAGGGCUUAAAGUGCUUGAACUACAUUUCAUUUUGGACAUGGGUAUUGGUAAUUGUUCUUCAUAACCAGGCAGUGACCUGAAAACAGCUUUAACUACAUUGAAGCUUCAAAAGGUGUUUUAGGGCAAAAUCCCCAGGGGUAAACAGGGUAUGGAAAAAAAACUAGCCCAGUGUGAGUUCAAGCUUGUCCUUUGGGCAAGCAGCUCUUACAUUUUGCUUGCCUGGGACAACUUCCUGCUCAUCUUAUGAUAUUGUUAGAGGAUGACUUUCCUGGACCCUUAAUUGCCCAUUGGUCAAGUUAGCUAUAAAAGUCGCUGGCUCAGCUCCUGGACUACCGCAUGGGGCUUUUUUCAAGCCGUGGUGAAUGUGUUAAUACAUGUACAUUAAAUAAACUUAAUCUGUAUGCACUCCACAUUCGGCUAUAAAUCGAGACCCUAAAUUUUAAACUCUUAGAGUCAGCAUAACCAUGAACAAAAGGUAAGUCCAAAACACUCACAAUCAGGGACAAAAGUAGUUGACUUUUUUGUUUAAAAUGGGUGCUCUUAACAAACAUUUAAUUCAUUUAUUAUUUCAUUCCUACUAAACACCGUAAAUCCUCUCACCCCCCGAAUCAAUGUUGUACGUCUGAAGUAAAAAAAAAGACUUGAGGGUCCAAAAUACAACAUUGAUUUUGGGGGGAAGGGGUUGGGGUAGACAGGGGAAAGGGAUAAGUAUAUCCACUAUGCAAAAAGGGGCUGUUUUAGGGAGGUCUGUUAACACUUUUGUCAUUGCAGCUAUAAGCCGAGAUCCAUUCGUUACAAGACUUUUAACUACUUUUUUGUCUGAUAUUUUGACAAUUUGGGACUGAAUUUCUGUGCCUAGCUAACUUAACAUUCAGAUUCAUAGUUAUGUUGAUCGAUUUGAUCUUUUGCCAGUGCUAUUUGCUAGGCUUAUAAGUGAAUACUUCCCCAUUAAGUAAAGUCUCAAUGCACUGAAUAACGUUUUUUGUCAAAAACUCUUGGCUAUAAGCCAAGACCCCUCUUGAUCUCAAAUUGCACUGAACUUUAGCUUUUAAUUAAGUUGUGUAAAAACCGCUCGGCUUAUAGCUGAAUAAAUCUGGUAUUUUUUAUCGGUCAUUAGCCUAUUUGUGACAACUUCAUGGGUCAAGAUGAACUCAACAAAUUAGCCUGCUCCCUCUGUAUGGGUCUUCAUAGCUCAGUUGGUUAGAGCACUGCAGUGCUAACACAGAGGCCAUUUUGAAUCCCGGGGUUUUUUUGGGGGGGGGGGAGGGGCGGGGUUAAUUUGCAAUAAUAUUGCUUAAAUUGCAAUUACCACUGCGAUGAUCAUUAACUUUCUCCAUCAUUUACCUUUGACAGGAAGUAAUUAACAUUCUGAAGCAACCUGACUUGAUGAUGGAAUGGGAUCCAGCAGUAAAGAAUAUAUCAAAGGUUACCAUGGCAACUGAAAGUGAUGUCAUAUCAGUGUCAUUUAACUGCACAAGUCUCAUUGCACGAGUUGUACAUCAAAUACGGGAAAGUUUUGGUGGGGAAAUAAAUGCUGUUUAUUCAAGGUAAGUACACGUGUAUUAAACUACAAUUUUAUUACUAAACCUCUUUAAUAAAUUACUAGUGCCAAACGAAUAGAGCUGAUAGUCAGCUUUGCAGUCUAGGUGUCCAUAUUAUAAGUACAUAUGUAGACUGUGGCGGAAAUGGUGUAGAGUUUGGUUUUUUGGGGGACCAGAGCUACAGUAAGUGUUUGUAUUACAGAAGUGUCCAUGUUAUAGACAUAGAAGCUUGGUACAUGUAUUUUUUAGACCAUGAAGAGAGCUAGGUUCAACUGUACAUGUACAUCAGUACAUGUAGUACUGAAUAAGAGACUAAGGGCACUAAUUUCUAAAAGUCAGAACUGGCCAGCCAAACCAUGGCCUGACCAGUCAUUUUGACAAAGAAAUAAGCUUUCUAAGAGAUUUUGCUGGAAAACCAUCUCCUCCAUACAAACUAUUAAUUUCAGGAUUUGACUGAUCUGGCUGUGUGGAUACUCUUGAUUAAAAGAGAAAUUCCCAAUAUGAUGGGAAUGGUCUGGCUUCUCAGUUCUGACAAAUGGAAAGUGCCCAAAAUCUUUCCGUCUGUUCUUGAAAAUCUUAUGUGGGCAUGCCAUGUUUGUAUCACUGAAGUCCUUCCUCACUUUUCAAUAAACUAACUUGACUGUGCUUUCUUUAAAUCCAUCUUUCAGGCACUGGGAAGUAGAUCCUAGUUCAAACACUGAUGCGUGGUUCUUGAGCUAUUUUGUUGAACAAGUCAUCCCGGCAGAAGGAACUCUGUGGUCCUGCUUUUUAGUCUCCUCAAUAGACAAUGGUAUGGGCAGCUAAUAUAUUGCAAAGCUGUGCUCUGAGAGAAAUUGAAGGGAGCCCUGGUGCUCUGAACCUGUGAACUCCAGGGUGCCCAGCAUAUGAUUUCUAUGAAAAAACGUAAGAUUUUCUUGUCACCCUGGAGUAAAAGUUCCAAAGGUGCCAGGGGUCACUAGGCACCGCCAAAGCAUAGCCUUACAUUGUAUCUAUCUUUAGUUAUAACCUUCUGUUACGCGGGUAAUCUUUUAGAGGAUGGUUAGCUUGCAAACCAAACUGAACGCAGGGUUGUCGGAACAGUAACUAGAAGAUUUAUUCCAAAAAUGAACGUAGUUUCCACUGAGUAAAACUCCACAACAGCACUUAACUCGUUAAACUUACACGGCCUCCGCCAACUUCAAUUAACUUGAUAAACUUGAGGGCCACAAGUUUAUUAGCCUUUGGCUAUUUGGUGCUACCCUCUUUAAAUAAAGGCUUUACUUACUUACUUACUUACUAAACUUACACGGCCUCUGCCAACUUGAAUAAACACUGCUUUCGUCACACUUGACUAAACACGACUAACGUUGAACUCUCCUCGCUUGUGAAAACUAGUUAAAACUUAACUCGGACUCGCCUACUUAUAUACUUUCACAAUAACAUUCUAGGACUGUCCAAAUAGUCUAAUUAAAGAAAGAUUACAAAAUAUACCGCUUUUAGAAAGGCUUACACAAGAUCCUAAAAUAAACAAACUACGAACUCUCGCGAAGCUUCUAGAAAGUCAUGCUAGUCACGCAAUACAAUUUUUCGUAACACCUUCUCACUCCCAAAAGUGUCCAAAGUAAAAAUUCAGCAAAAAAUUUCCAGAUUUCCAGAUUUCAUUUUGUAAAAUAGAAAAAAAGAAAUGGCAUCAUGUGAAAGCUCUGCCAGAAAGGUUCAUUUAAGUGGCAACAACAAGUCGUAUAUAGGAUUUUGUCUACACAAGAAAAAUAACAAUAAUUAUUGGAAUCUCAUCCCUGCACCUUGUCACCCUGUGAUUACAGUUAGUAAGCAGCUAGUUAGUUUUAAUACCAAAUAUCAAAGGAGAUUGGCUUUUUGAACAGUCAUUCUCUGAGAAAAACAAUAACUUCAAUUUCCCUUCUAAUAUUAAAGGCCAAAGAAUCAGUUCUUAAAAAAACUUUUUUUUACAAAUUGUAAAAAAAAUAGUGCAUGUAUUUGAACUAUAACUUGAAUAACUGAAUAAAUACAUGUACAGUACAUAGUAUAAACUUGGAUACCCAAAAAGUUCUGCCUAAAAGGUUUCAUUUGAAUAACAACCACUGCAUUUUUUCCAGCAUAGUCUGUGAACUUCUUUGUUGGCAGGGGUUGGGGAGGGUGGGAAAUGAGAAUCUUCUGUCUUCCCCCAUCCCCACCCCCGAGACCUUGCUUGCAGGCUAGGUCUAGCAGCGAAAGAGGUUAGUAAGGUGUCCAGUCAUUUCGCUGUCAAGUCAUUUCAAUUCACCAUGAAGUUGAUUCUCUGCAAAGCAUUUUUCGUCUCACUGUAGUCUCAGACUUAGGAAAUUCAGUGAUGGGCAGGUAAAAACUAACCGCUCUUAUAAGAACCCCAAAGUUUAAUAUCAAAGUUUUCUUUAUUUUUUUUCUAAUUGAUGCAAAAAGGCUGUGUUGUGAAAGGACUUCAAUAUGCCGCGAAAUGACUUGUAGCGAAAUGAUUUUGUUGCAAAAUGACUGCUAAUAAGGAUGUCAAAAAUUUUGCCAGGUGAAGAUGAACAGUUGGAGAGUCUGGUAACUUUGGUUGCUGCACCCGUUUCACCAUGGUUUGCAUCCAUACCAACAUUAACAGCAUCAAGAGUAGCUGGACUCCAGGAUUUCUUUACUCACUACAAGCCUGAUGCAUCUCCUAACAAGACGGCCAGUGUAGCCUCAACAUCUUUAUCAUCAACAAGUGAUGAUCUUACAAAGGAUUUGGUGCCACGUCUAAUUGCAAAGCCAUCAGGUAGGCGUUAUACAGUGGGACCCCUUAACCCUUUAAGCCCCAAUAUCCACAUAUAAAUUCUCCAUACUGAUCUUCAGUUGGGAGAGUUUGAUAACAGAUCAAAGUGUUUUCUCUGUUGUGAUCAUUUUGUUAACUCUCAUAACCAUUUCUUUUGGCAACGUAUAGAUAUUGUUAGAAGAAAAUUGAUGUUGGUCACCAUUGGGACUUAAAGGGUUAAUAUGGUCACCAGUGGUCCAAAAAAAUUUGGCCGUAUUAACAAGGGUUUUUUUAACAAGAAAAUGUAUGGCGGUUUUUGCCAGGCAGCCAACAAAAGUGGCCAUAAUAACGAGGUGACUGUAUUACCAAGGUGAACAUAAGGCGGGGUUUCACUGUAGUUAAUAUUUUAAUGAAAUAAAGCAUCCACAGUGAAACUGAGUUUAACAUUCUGGCGAAAAGUGCUGUAUAGUAGUUAGGGUUACAGGUUCACUUUAUUUGAGAGUCAUUGUAUAUAGAAUUAAUGUACUUAUUAAGAGCACUAAUUUCACGUCUCUGCUGGAGACAGGACUGUCGUUUUACACAUGGUCAUCCAAGGCACUUGAGGGUCUAGCUGUUUGCAGGGCAUGCAAAAGAACUCCCUUCAUUUCUCAGUUAUUUUAAGACCCUGACUAUUGCUCCAGCCCCAGGAAUCAAACCCAAGCCCUCCUGCUUAACAAUCAAGCACUCUAUUGACUGAGCUAAUCUUGCCUGUAUUAAUCUGGAUGCAAUGAUGCAUUUUCCCUCAAUACCAUACAGACCACAACACAAGGGCCACAAUGCAAUACGUGUUACAAUACACUACCUAAUUACUCCUUUGAAACACUUCACACGACUUAAUCUGCAGUUCAUAACUGACUUAUUUCAUUUACAUCACAUUCAUUAUUAUUUUACAACAAUUAGUCUCUGCUUAUUUUUGCAUUUCAAUGUAUGUCAGGUAGCCAAGAGGAUGAGAAACCGUCCAGGAAAAAUACCAAGGUAAAGUAGACUGCCAACACUGCCUUCGCUAACGCCCGAGAUUACUGUUAAUAUGUUAAUCAAUUUAAUGUAAAGAGGACACAUAGAGAUUUGAUGGUGUUUUUUUUUUGACUCUCUUAUGAUUUGUCUUAUAGGGGGCUAGCUUAUCUGUUCCUGAUGACUCUCAAGUUCCAGGCGUUGUCAGCAGGUACUGUUUUGAAAAAGGAAAUUUGAAAAACCAGUAAUCAAUCGGCCUGUGUAAGGGAAUCCAAGACAGUCUUGGAAUCUGGAUUCUGCACCUCAGAUUCCAGAAAUUUCCAGGAAAUGGAUUCUGGAAUCUUUGUCUGUGGAACUUGGAUUCCAAAUUCCAAUCAUUAAUGGAUUUCAGAUUUCUUAAAGUGUAUUCCGGGUUCCAAAGCCCAGGAUUCCGUAUUCCACAACUUAAAUUUCCCGAAUUCUAGAUUCCACAAGCAAAAAUUGAUCAGAUUCCGAAAUCCAGAUUCCCUCACAUGGGGCGAAUUCAAUUAAUAGCCAGAUCCCUCAACAAGAAAAUGCCAGCACUUUAAUGGAUUUAACGGUGGAAAUAAUUAUUGAUCGCAGAAGAAGAAGCGUAGAAACGUAAUCUUUCUCACAGAAGUUUAUUUAUGCUUGGAGUCAAAUGUUAUUCUUUCUUUGUUGUAGAAUCUCACAAUGUUUAUAUAAUUAUUUAAUUGAUGAAAUUAUUAUUUUUGUGCCAUUUGUCUGUUUUGACAAGUACCACUCUCCCGAAUUACUGUAGUACCCGAUCAAAAAAAUCUAAAAUGUAAUAAGCGCUGCAGCUUCCUCUAGGUAACACUACUGACAGUUGUUGUAUUUGGUUUCAUGCAACAUUCAAAGGGUAGACAAUUUGCUUCAAAAACUCAAUGAAGUGUACGAGGGAACAGAAGGAACCGAUGGCUGGAUUACAGUCGGAAAUGUUAAGUAAGUUAUUUUAAGUGGACAAUAUUAAGGAUACCCGCCGUCUUUGCACGCGCUUUAGGAUUGAUUUAACCGCGGCAGGAUUAGCUCAGUCGGUAGAGCGCUUGACUGCUGAGCGGAAGGUCGCGGGUUCGAUUCCCGGGGCCGGACCAAUACUCAGGGUCUUAAAAUAACUGAGAAAUGAAGGUACUCCGUUUGUUCUGCAAGCGGCUAGACUUUCGCGUGGCUCGGAUGACCACGUAAAAUGGCGGUCCCGUCUCCAUUAGGAGACGUAAAAAUGUUGUCCCCAGUUAGCACUUUCGUGCUAAAUACAUUGACACUCAAAUAAAUAAAGUGCGAUAAAAGCAAUGUCACGUGAGUAAACACGUGAUAAAACAAACAAACAUGUGAUAAAACUUGUUUUAGUCGUUUUCGUUGCCAUUGCUGUCGUAGUUUCGUAAGGUCCCUACUCAAACGCGUCACGUCUCUUUAAAUUCACCCUGGGAGGAAAUACUCAGAAUCGCUCUAUCAACUAACACAGGUUUGUUUUUGUAGAGGUGUCGACAUUAUGAAACGACCUCCUAGAGCUGUUGAGAGACCAUGGGAUUGUUUAAAAGGAACUUCAGUGAUUUGUGCACCAAUCCAUUAUAUUUUAGCGUAUGUUGAGUCACUGGAUUACAGAGGAGAGUGGGAUGACAUGUUUGUGAAAGGUAAUUCUCAAACUCAUUAAUAAUUCAUAAAGAAAAUUCAAAGGAAAUUAAUGUUUAAUGAAUGUUUGGAUAUCAGAUGAAAAACUGCUCAUUUUUGCAUUCUUAAUUUCUCCUUCAAAAAUGAUUUUGUUUGAGAAGAAAUAUCAAACAUUCGACACAGUGUUUCAUCACCAGAUGAAACACCUCGAAGUUCGCCAAAAAUACUCCGCUGCGCGUCGUAUUUUCAACUCUCUUCUCGGUGUUUCAUCGAUGAUGAAACACUGCGUCUCAUGUUUGAUAUAUUACUUCACUUGACGAAACAGAACUAGUUUCAGUAGAGUGCUCUUGCGUUACUUUGCUUUGUGGUUGGCUUAGAAAAUCUCUCGCCUUUUCCUCAGCCAAUCGUAAGUGUGCUAAAUUCCAUUGUUUUUUCGCUUUUAUGUUUUCCCGCACGUUUCAGUUCACAUUCUUUGCUCUGAUUUCUUAUUGGUUGCUUGGAUUAUUUGCCUCCGCCGUGAUUGGCUUGAUUUAAAUGGAGUACUUUUGUGUUGCUUGGUAACUUGGUUGCUUAAUAACCUUCUUGCGCUAGUAGACCGAAAGAAAAAUACUCGCACCUAGUUUGUGCUCGUUUUCUUAGGUAUUUAGUUAAGGCGGCUCCGCGAGACCCCCUUCCACGAGGACUUUUAACAACUGCAAUUGCUAAAAUGGAGGUUGGGUGCCUGGCGUAUCCAGGGGCUUCCACUAUUGGCAGCCAGCCCCUAGAUUGAAGUAAUGCUCCCAGGACUGGCACAACAGCGCAACCCAGCCAUGAGCCCCCACACGAAAGGAAAGGAAAAAGCACCAGUCACACUGAAAACAUCAGUGGAGAAAAACCAACAAAGCCUAGGGGGAGGGGGGGGAGGGGAAGAAAAUGGCUGACAGAACCUAGCACAAAGGAAAACUGAACGCGCUAAAGAAUCACAUGAUCGAUGUAGCCAGCUACUGGGCAUGAGCUUGCCAAAGACCGCUGACCUCAGGCACUUAAGGAGCUCUUAGUUGUUAACUCCUUUAAAUUGCAUUUAACUGUUUUUUUUUUUGGAAAUAUUGUUAUUAUUAUUUUUUUUUUUCACAGGUGAAACAGUAGAGCAAUAUGACCCAAUUACAAAGGUAUUUAUAAUCGGCUUCACAUGUUAUUGGGCGAUCCUAGUAAAACUCCCUUUUUGGUCCUUUAUUUUUUAAUUUUCAUUGGACCAUUAUGUUUCAGCGUGUCUCCUAUUUAACGUCACUAUUUUUGUUAAAUGGUACCUGCCGAAAAAUACAUCAAUCUCGUUCAUGGUAGCGAUACAACAAAAACAUCAACACACAGUACAUCUCAUACCAGCUAUAUAUAAGUGAGGGCCUCUAUAAUAGAGUUAUUUGACCCUUUAAGCUCUAAGAGUGAUCAGCAUCAAAUUUCUCCUUGUAAUAUUAAUGUUUUGUGAAACAGAGUGGUCAUGAGAAUUACGAACAUGAUCACACAGGAUGAAUUUGCUUGAUAAUUUAUCAACUUCUCCCCACUACUUCUAAGUGAAACGAAAAGGAGUAACAAAUGAGGAUUCACAUUUUGAUCUUAGGGUAUAAUGGGUUAAUUCCGUCAUCCCGACCCAAGAUAGAUACUGUCUUUCGGGUCCAAUCCAGAAAUUUUCGCUAGCAUUUGACAAAUUAAAUGAAAUUGAAAAAAGAUCGAUGAAGUUUAAAGCAGUACGAAUUCACAAAGUGCUGUUUUCGGUUUGUUGUCCUCCAGAAAUUUUGCUACGAUGGCAACGUGACGUAACGAUUUCUCUCUUUUGACCUGAGUGGUCAAUUGCCGGUAACUUGCGUUGUUAUCAGUGACGUCAUGAUGCCGACCCCAGAUCUUCCCAGCCUGUGAGCAAGCUCCCUAUUUGGGGGAUAUCUUAAAAAGGAAAACGCGAGAGCGGCACGCGAGAGCGGCUCGCGAGAGGAGACGCGACAGCCCCAUAGAGCUUGCUCGCAAGCUACGUUGUUAUUGGUUUUCUGUCAGUUAAAAGGGCUUUUUUACGGCAGUCCAGUUCAUUUUGUUUAAUUUUGCCAAUUAUCCGCCCUCAAUCGCUAUGGAACUUAACGUAAGCAAAGAAAUUAUGGGUAAAUGACAAAAUCAGAGAUCAGAGACAAACAAAUAUGUCUCCUGAGCAUUAUUUUUGAAGUUGCAAGCAGCAGGGAUCAACUUUGAAAAACUGUUAGGCUGAACAGUUUUCAAAAACCCUAAUUUCAAUCCGUUUCAAUAUUCUUGAGUUUUGCCCAUCCGUGUUAUCUGUUGUUUCUGUCAUGUUAUUUUAACCUUUCUUUAAAGUUUUAAGCGGUUAUUUUUAUGUUUCUCUUAAUUUAACGGGUAUUUUGUAAUUUCCUAAUUUGGCUGAAGUACGUGACACAGCUCCUUUAAGCCAUUAUGUUAUUGGCAGUAAAGACUCUAAAUGUGAGUGUUGCGUUUCAAGCCGUCAUCCAGGAAAACUCGGUCGCCUUUUAUGUAACAGAGUGGCAAAUACACUUCUCUACCCCUUACCUGUAGGCAGAAACAUUCUAUCUUAAGGUCUCUGUUAUUGAUAUUAUGCCUUUCUUUCAGGUUGCUCGGACACAGUUCAAACCAGUAUGGCCGGCCAGUGGUCGUGACUUUUGUAAUUUUGUUGUUCUCAGGGAGCUGGCAGAGGGUGUUUUUUGCCAAGCGUAUGAAGCAGUAUGUAUGGCUAUUUUAAACGUCUCAAGACGUUAAGCGUUCACAUUCCCCUAAAUGUUUAUCUUUCAUAGUCUUCAUAGUCGCUUAGAAACAAAGGAAAAGUACCGUUUGGUAAUCCCAAAAGUGGUCGCUUCCUAGAACUUUUCAUUACAGAGUUUAAGUGACAGUUUAAACGGGGUUUCACAAAAGGUAGUUGUAACUGGAGCUGGUCGCUCACGACAGUGGUCGCAAGGAGAGCUUCGAGACUGUAUUUCAAUUAUCUUUUGUAGGUGGAGCAUGAGAAUUGUCCAGAAGUGAAAGAUCUCGUAAGGUACGAAAAAUUUUAAACCCACUAGAUGAUUUUACGAACAUUUUUUUCAUUAUCUGGCUUGUGUUUUUUUUAUUAUUCAGAGCUGAGGUCAUUAUUGGUGGUUUUGUGGUAAAGGAACUUAGUUCUGAUCCCCCCAGCUGUCUUGUUACCUACAUCACACGAGUCGACUUAAAAGGUAAGUUUCCCCUUUCGCUGAUGAUUCAUACGUCAUGCGUGUAUAGUACUGCACACGUAUGCUCUCCUCUUGCCCAAUUUUUCGUCGUUUAUAUGCCUGAGCAUUUCAGGGUUUUUCUGGACAAUUUUGGUAUUUCAGUUGUCCAAUUUUUUUCCUGUUUUGACACAUUUUCAACCCGGAAAUUUUUUUUAAAGUUCCUUCUUAGCCAUGCGUUGUAACUGAUUAGUGAUAGUGAUAACGCAAAAUUUGUAUAGCGCCAUUUCUGUAAGCGCAAUGGCUCUUUUAUAAUGGUAGGUUAGUUUUACUUACCUUCACAACUAUAUUCAUAUUUUAAAAAAAAUAGAAAUAAGUAGGUAAAAAAUGAGUAUAACUAAAUUUACUUUAUUGUACAGGAAAACUUCCAGUUAGACUCGUGAACAAAGUGACGUCAUCUCAGCCCGAGGCUGUUGCGAUUUUACGCGACAAACUGGAAGCUCUUUACCAAGGAGAUGUAGCGUCUAACAGUGGAGAAAUGUCAGAGAUCCAAAAGUUAGGCGUUGAUUUAUGGACAGAGUUAAUGAAAGCCAAGGAAGCUCGACUCCCGCGCGCGGGCGAGGCGGCUGAACGCGAAGAGAAGGAAUCAGUCCUGGAGUGGAGCUUAGUAGAAAAACAUUUUGAAGAUGACGUGUCUUCUAGUGAUAUGGACAGUAGACGAGAACCAAGUAAUUUUACGGUAAGACCUGACUGUUUUGAAGUCGUGGCGUGAGACUGGGUCCUUGUUAUGUCGUACUGCAUUAUGGGACUGUUUUGGAGACGCUGCCGCUUUUUUUAUCGGCCUUUAAGAGGGUGCGCGGGAAACUGGGCCGAAUGGCGUCCCCAAAAAACGGCCCCGUAAUAAAGAGGAGAAGUCGUUACGUCACGUUGCCAUGUUAGCAAAAUUUCUGAAUGACAACAAAUCAAAACGUCACUUAAAAAGUGGAUUCGCACUGUUUCAAACUUCAUCGAUCUCAUUUAAUUUCAUUUAAUUUGUCAAACGUUGGUGGAAUUUUCUAGGUUGAAUCCGAAAGGACCGUAUCUAAGUUUAGAAAAAGAAAAAGAAAUUUUUUGUGUUGUGCUCACCUACUCGAUAAAGCGGGCGAGUGAAAUUAGAAAGUUUCAUCUCGCAGUCGUGCAAAAAACGGGUAAGGAAAUGUGCAUAAAAGCGUGAUGCACGUGCAAAGUUGUUCUUUUGCCAGUCUAAACCUAUUGCGUUUUUGCUGUUGUAAAAACUCCCUAUUAUUGUGAUCCAGAAAUUUUUUUACCAUAGUAACGUGACGUCACACUUCUCUCUAUUUAUUGCGACACAAGCCCAUGUGCAACCUUAGACUGAUAGCAGUUUCUAAGGUGUCUCGCGCGGGCGAGCAUUUCACGUGCGAGCGAGCGAGGCAAACGCGCGAGGGACAAGAAGAAAGGAAAGCUCGUUUCAGAUGUCUUCCUCGCGCCUUUCUCUCGCUCGCACGCACGUAACAUCCUUGCCCACGCGAUCAUCCUGAGGAACUUCUAGCCGUCUAGCGCAACUUUAAAAUGUCCAACAGCUGCCCAACACUGGCUCCAGGGAAACGGGGCUCAAAACUAGUGUUUCCUAGGAUCGAUAGGAUCCAUAUUUGGCAGCCCAAAUAUUUGUCACUUACUUUUUCAUUCUAAAUGCUGCCAUAAGCAGAAACCCGAAGUUUAAAAAAAUUGCUAAAUUCUAUGAUGUAAAAUACAGGGAAAUGAAUAUCGCCCCUCGCGUUCGUAAUGCGCACACUUGGCUUUGUCACUUUGGUGUCUGAAAUCAGCAGAUUUAAUUUGACUAUAGUUGUCAACUUUCUUACAGGACUCGGGAGAAAUGUUCCCAGCCACAGAUGAGAAUAUGCAACUACCAUUCUGUAAGUAGGCUUUACUAGAAUCGAUUUAUAAAUUUGUUAUAGUUUAUCAGUAGUGUUUUGAUAUUCAUGACUAGCAUUAAAGCAGCCGGGCCACGUCUGGUAGAAAAGGAAACCGUUGUCACUACAACAACCGUUAUCAAAAAAAAGCUAUAACAGACACUUCUGCCGUGACCUUCACUAAGUAGACUUAAACGAAUAUAAAUUGCGGACGUGACGCUGAAUUUGUGAGUUUAUAUUGUUUAUGUUACAGUAAACCGAUUCUAAUGAUUAUUGAGUCCAAAGAGUAUUUACGCUUUAUGAUUGGGUUAAAAGUCACGUGUCACUUUCUCAGCCAAUUACAUUUGUGAGGCCAAAACGUGACUUCAUCUUUAUACGUGAGCUAUGGAAACUUGUUCCAAACUUCCGUUGUGAUUGGUCGUUUAGACUGUCCACUCUUGAUUGAUUAACCAAUGGACCCUCUGAAGCUGGUCACGUGGCACGCGGGGGCGCAAGAAACACUAGGGAAAAAAAAAACAAACAAAAAAUUAUAACCAUUUAAAAUGGCGUAAGGUCUUAGCUUGUCCUGCUUUUUGUAUCACAUGACUGACCAGCUGAAAAGGGCCCAUUGAUUGGACAUGACUGAUUAGAGAUUGAUUGAUUGCUACUAUUUGCGCAACUGUUCGAAAACCACUGUCAUUGGAACAUUAUUAUGUAAUAAUCCGAUACAUCUUAUUUGUUUUGUACUUGUUUUAGUGGACAGACAUAACAUAGAUUUUAAAACACUUGGUAGCCAAGCAGCAGCUAAUUUAUUAGGAGAGGUAAGUAGCAGAGUUUAGUUUUAUUUUUAUUUUUUUUUUCCCAGUUUCUGUCCAUUUCUUCUGUGGAAAUUGCGUGACAUAGUCUUUGGUGCUGAACCUUAGCAAAAAGGUGCUACUGUUCUGUAAACAUCUUUUACCUUUUUAUGAUCGCCCUGCAGGUUUAGUAGGGGAGUUAGAUUGCAAGUAGUGCCCUUUUGACGUAGGAUUGUUCACGAGGAUUGGAAGCUGCUCGCUUGUUUAAUGGUCCACUGUUUUCGGUCAAUUCUGGCGUUUAUUUUACUCUGAUUGCAUAAAAUUUUGUUUGCAGAGGUGUAUGUGCUUAUUCAUGUUUUAGCCUGAGAAAACUGCUAAUAUCUCGCGACGUUACCACUAGUUUCUCCUCAAAAUGACGUCCAAGAAGCGAGAACAGAAAUUCCAUACUGGUGACAGUAAUCAAUGUUUACAUAACAAAUCCGGUAGUCAUGGGGUUCCAAAUGUAAAUUUGUUUGAUUUUAUGUUUCUCCCAAAGUUCAACACUUUUUCCUUGAUGUUUGAAGGUACUGUUAGCUUCCAAAGUGGAAAUUUCAAUGUCAGAGGAGUUGAGUGAAUUGGGAUCUUCAGAGCAAGAAUGGAGGUACAUACCUUCUUUGCAGCCAGAUGGGUGGCUUUACUUCGCACUACGCCGAAGUAACAAGGGAACUGGGGUCGAAAUGUGUCCCGCAAUUGUGUCUGGGAUCGUACCUAGGGACACGCUGGUCAGCUAUUGGCCAAUUGUUUUCCUUGUCACUAGUAACAGUCCCAGACGUCUUUGGGAAAGUUAUCUCGGCCCAGUUUCCUCCUCAAUUGUCCAAUCCUAGUAUAUCAAAGGUGUUCAUUGUGAAUAGUGUCGAGUGUGCAUAAAAAGCAGAAGAGAAUUGAGGGUCCCCAAUAGGGUUUUUCUAUCCCGUAAUCCCGACCCAAAAUUUCGGGCAAUCCCGUAAUCCCAAGGGUUACUUUUGGCAUCCCACCUCCCGCGCAUACUUUCAAUCCCGAAUCACGCCCCGAUUUCGCUUUAAAAUCCCGAAUCCCGAGCCUCAAAUAAGGGAAAUCCCGCAUCCCGAAAAACUUAUUGGAGACCCUCAGAAUUGCCUUUAUCUGUUUCAAACAACCCACUUUUGAAACGAUCGGAAGGUCCACUGUUAUAAGCCGUCGUCUGAGUUAGUCUGCGAUUAUAACUGUUCCGAAUUAUCUUGCGUUUCCAGAUAAACCGCGACAGACGAGGGUUGUCCAAUACUACGACAAAUUUAGGCAUGGCAUUGUAUUUUAUUGUCUUCACAUUACAAUACUGUGCAAAAGCAUAACAAUAAAGAACGAAGCAAAACAAUGAGAAAUUUAACAAAGCCAUGCGUAAAUUUGUCGGAGUAUUAAACAAGUAUGUGACAGACAUGGCCCGGCUCUGGCAAACGCGUCGCAGUCAUAUUAGUAACACAAAACCUAACUGGCUGCGACAGAAGGAUGUGAAUCUCUUUGGUUUGGUAGUUCGGUUCGGUAGCUUAUUCAAGCUUAGGGUCAGGAAAGACUGUAGUGUCAUCUGAUUGUUAGCACGUUUUUCUCAGGCGCCGAUCAAAAUACUGAAAGAAAUAUAUAUUUUAAUCAUUUUUCACAAUUCAAACUGACAUAAUUUGAAUGAUAUCUUUCCUUCGUUCGGCCUGACUUCGCCGUUUGAAUCAGUCGUCUUAAAUCAAGCGGGCUGCAUUGUAAGCUUCUCAUUAUAUUGAGAGGAGAAGUGUGACGUCACGUUAGCAUGGUAGCAAAAUUUUGAAGCUCAACGAUCCAGACAUUUUGCUACCAUGGCAACGUGACGUAAUGACUCUGUUUCGCCCAUCUUCUGCUAGCUUAAACGGACGCUCCUGGUGACCAGGUUGCCUGGUGACUAGAUUGCCCCGGUUAGUGUAAUCGUUAUAAACUUAAUCCUUUCUCUCUUCCUUCUUUUCAGUUAUCAAAGUAUCGAAAAAGACGUCGUUAUUUUGCGAAAGAUCAGUCCAGGAGAGAAAAUUCACAGGUAAUAACUUUCUGUUUGUGUAACUUUGGGCGUGCAAUUGACAUAUGGCCUUCAGUAAAAAGGAUUUUUUAUUUUGUUUUUUAAUUUUUUUUUCUGCCUUUAAGGGGCAUUUUCAACCCAACGAACUUCCUUUCUUUUAUACAAAUGAAAACAUAUUUACAUUAACUGGCAAUUUUCUAAGUCUUUGCCCAUAUUUCUACCAUUUUUCAAUUCUUUUCUCUUUAGUUUCUUAGGCAAAGGAAUGAUCAAAGUGAAGCCGCCUGCAGUGUGGCAAGCAAUCCGGAAUCACACGACUCGUCACAUGUACGACAAGAUGCUCAAGGUAUAAACCACUGGGUUUUUUUUGAGAGGGUCUUUCUAUAGUCUGCCACACAGCCGUUUUUAGUGUCGUCACGCAACGCGGGAGGAGCGUUGCGUGACGACACUAAAAACGGCUGUGUAGCAGACUAGUCUUUCUAUUGUUUUUGUUUUAUUCUUUUUUCGAACACAAUUGUUGCAUUUUGAAUUGUGAGCAUUUAUGAUGAUCGUCUGGGUGAGAAUAGACUCGUAAAAUACUUUUUUUGGAAAUUGGUUACAUCGUUUUAAUACUGGUAUCGUUAAAACACAGUUAAUAACAAAGUGUCGGCAUUAGCGGGGGCUUGACUUUCCAUGAAAGAAUCUGUUUAUUAGGGCCUGUUUACGUGGAGGUGGGGAACCCCAGGUAGGUGAGGUAACCCGCCUGUCCAUGUGAUCUCUCAUUUUAAUUUGAUCACGUUUACAUGAUAGGUGGAGUGGCCCGCCAAGGCGGGUAGCCUGGUCUACCAGACCGAGUUACCCUCUCAGCCGGGGUCAAAUUUUGCCAUGUAAACGUUCAAGGUAGGGUAACCCACCUAGCCGGGGUCUGAUUCGUGAUACAUCAAAUUCGCGCAAAAUUCACUUUGGCGGUGGUUUUGCAUCAUUAUUAAAGGAAACAAUAGAAAGCCACAGCACUGAAGGUUGCAGCAAGAGCAGCAAGUGAGUGUUGAAGAGCAUUUUCGCCAAAACACGUGGUUUGCCAGCAUAUUUCUUGUUUACGUGCUUAACGACCUUUCAAUAAUCUUGAGAAAGUACAACCCGGGAUGGCGGGUUGUAAGAUUGCAUGGAAAGGAGCGUUAUUGUUUUACCCCACCUAAGCGGGUUACCUCACUUACCUGGGGUCCCCCACUUCCAUGUAAACAGGCCCUUAGGUAAGAAACAAGUGCCCGUUGUCCGCAUUUACGGGUGUGAGUAUUACGCGGUUUGAAAUGAGAGAAAAUGUAAGGGCUUUCCCAAAGGGCAAAGAAAACUGUCGACAUUAGGGACUUUAAGAUCCAACGACGCGGACGGCAAAGAGAACGUCAAAAAAACAGUAGGUUUUACAAGCAAAACAACAACUUUGCACGUGCGUCACGUUUUUUUGUACAUUUCUUUGCCCGUUUUUGUACGACUACGACGUGAAAAUGCCUAAUUUCGCGUUUUAUAGAGUACGAGCAACGGCGAAUUUUAUUUCUGUUUCCGAACUUGGAUAUGGCCCCUAGGAAUUCCAUUCCAGGAGGGUUCGCCUACAUUUGACGUAGGAAGUGGUUAGGAAUAAUUGCGAUAAAGACUGAAAGCACGCAAAUUAACUUUUUAAGCGACGUUCUCGUUGCCCGCGCGUCGUUGGAUCUUAAAGUCCCUAAUGACGAGAUGUCUGUAAAGCGAGGUUCGACUGUAUAAUCACCUUUGUUUGUGUACGAUAGGCCUCGCCGUUCAUCAUCAGCUCAUGAUAGUCACUUUGUUAUUGACAAUAUUCAGAGUAAAAAGGGCUGAGAGUGAAACCCCACCGUAGGAUCAUCGCGUUUUUGCGACCACCUGGUUGUUGCAUGCGACGAGAUUCUCCCUGCUCAAAUGUCCUAAAAAAAUGAGUCAUCUGCUUGUCUCAGCCUCGUUAAUACGACUGCUGUAAUUGGUUUUUAUUCCCUGUAGCAUGGUCGCAAUGGCGGGUUUUAACUUAAUUACAUUUCUGCAUUGUUAGUUGACGCCUGAGGUCUUUGGCGAUGUGGGGCGUCUGUAAAUGUUUAUUUGACACCUGUGUUGGCUUUUAUUUCUCAACAGAAAACUAGAUUAGUGAGGCAAAUUGACGAACAAACAAAAAUACGUAAGCAGAAAAUACUAAAAGUUUAAAAUGAGUAAUAAAAGCGAUUUGGAAAUCGGUAUCAAUUUCCCAUGAUUUCUUCUGUGUAUAUGUUUUUUUUGUGUUUCAGUGUACCUUCAUCAUGAAACGACACAGUGCUUCGUAAAGCAAUCGCGCGAUUUUGUUUUGUUAACGUCUGAGCGAGUUGAGGUGAGUUUGGCUACCAAACCCUAGAGUCCUCCGCAAGUUAAGACUAGUUCCCAUUUCCAUGAUCACCUGGCAUCGUUACGAUCGCUAUAAAAAGUCACGCAAACGUAACGAAAGGAGAGGUCAUGUGGACACCAACCUUAAAUUAGGACUGAAAUCAAAGCUCUCUUCAGUUUCUUUCCUUUUCCUCUCCUCCAUGACGUCACAAGCUGGGCUCUCUAUAUAUUAACUUAUCAUUGUCUAUGACAUCACCCCCGCGGUGGAGCCACACGAACCACCAUGAUGCCGCGUCGGCUAAGAACCGCUAUUCUGUACAAAAGUGAGUCGAAAGGAAAAUGCCGACUCAGGGUCGAGAUCCAUUUGUUUUUUUAUCUUAUUUAAUGUUUUAUCCUAACCAGUAUGUGAAACCAAAAGACCCCGACUCCGAUUUCGAGUCGUCGUUUUACUGACUUUCAACGUAAUGUCUUGUGUGCGUGCAGUUGAAUUCUUGCGUCCCUUCUUGCUGCAGUUACCGUCAACUGUAACUCGCGACUUGUUCUAAACAAGUCUUAUCAUCGUUUGUAACUUUAUGUACAGUAAUACGGACACUGAGGGGACCAUAGAAAGUGUCCGUAUUGGGACAAAACCUCCGUGGGAACUCCUUGGAAUUCUUGGCGGAGGUGUGCCACCCAGUUCUCCAACUCCUGACCCUAUUUCACACUUGAAAAAGUCAUGUUUACACCCGUUCUCAGACCUGUCCUCUAAGAAAUUAUGUCAUCAUUACUCAGAUUAGAACGCCAACAGGAAAGAUUUCUUAAAAUCCAUUUCGAAUUCGCAUAUUUCUCUUUCUUCCCUACUCAUUUGAAAUGAUAAAUACUUUCGUACACUCCUGUAGUUUCCUUGAAAUCCAUACCGUUUCCAGACCAAAAUGGGCAGAGUCUCAACCCGUUUUCAGACCAAAACGGCGCAAAAACCAUACCCUUUGCGGCGGAACAUACCCCUAUGGCUUAUAUAAGGGAGUACCCCCCGGGGGGGGGGGCAGAACAAACUGUCCAUAAUAAUGAGGUGUCCGUAACUUGACAUUGGUGCACGUUCUGAAGCAAUCAGAAGCACUACCCAGAUCUGGGUAGUGACACGUCAUCAGUAUGGAAUUUCUGCACUGUGUUCGUUUCUCAGACGUCAUUUCGCGGGAAAACCGGAGGAGGCGUUGCGAAAUGUCGGCUGUUUUCUCAGUCACGUAACAGCUCUCCUAACCCUAAAAGCCAAUUGGUUCGAUACCCUAACCUUGAAACAAUGGGAAAUCAUGAUAAACAAUAGGGCCAUUUAUACGAGGAAAAAUAAGACGCGUCUUACAUAAGACGCGAACUUUCGGUAUAAACGGCACAUUUCGUCUAAAAUAAGACGUGGCUUAGCUAAGACGCGUCUUAUUAGAUAAGACAUGCUCGUAUAAAUGGUACAGUUCGCGUCUUAUUUUAGAAGCGUCUUAUGUAAGACGCGUCUUAUUUUUCCUCGUAUAAAUGGCCCUAAUGAUGUUAUUGUUUUCUGCGACCAAUGAGGACACGCCUUACGAGCAGCUCCUACAUUACUGGUUUUCUCAGGCUAGUAAAGAUAUCAAGAUUAUUUUUAAUGACCGUACUUAUAUUCUUGUUGUAGCCUGAGAGAUACGUAUUGGCGGCGCUGUCAGUUGAUAUCCCGGAGCUGCCACCAACCAAGGAUAUUACCAGAGGCAAGGUAAUGUGCUCCCCAUUGUAAAAGUUUAGAGAAUUGUAGUAUUUCUCACUCGUCUUGCGAAAGGGGUAUCGUCGCUUUCUUACAGAUCUCGUUUUUUGAUCGGCAGUCUGUUGUUUUUUUCAUUUUUGUCUCUUUAAACUUUCGUCCGUAAACUUUAUUUUAACUUGAAUUAAAGGGUAGGUGUGUGACUAGCUUAUGUCUCUUAGCGGAAAUUACAAGAAUUAGUAUAGGUAAUAGCAUGAUUUGUAGUGAUAUUUGGCAUAAAUACACGAGUGAUAUUUCAAAAUUGUUAUACGUAAUUUCACGAGCCGUUAGGCGAGUGAAAUUUGAGACAAUUUUGAAAUAUUACGAGUGGUAUUUAUGCCAAAUAUCACGUACAAAUCGCGAUACAAAUCAUGCUUUUAUUUGUUUAUACUACUACCCACAAAAGGUUUGUAAUUUUCACAUGUAGGUAUUUCAAAUUAAGUUGAAAUACCACUGCUCUAAGCCAAUCAAAUUGCAGAAAUUUCUCAUGUAGUAGUAAAAAAAAAAAUUAAAUCUUUAUCGAACACUAAAAUUCUCUAGGCCAAGUAUCUUCUAUUUAAAUUCACGUCUUGAAAUUGGGUACAGAAUAUAUAGUUUUGCCGAUAAAUAUCUAAAAGAAUGAAGUCCAUAAAAAGUAGUGUUCGUGACUUCGGAAAGGAUAAGUAAUGCUAUCCACGAAGGUUUUAAACUGUAGAUCGGAGGAGUUGUCCUUAGCCUCAUCAGCGUUUCAGAGUGUGUCUCUUCCUUUGUAAUGCCAGAGCAUUGUGAUAUCUUUUUUUAAAGAUUUUAUCUUUUUUUUUCCACCAAACUUUUUUAAAGAUUUUCUCCAGUGGCUGGAUAAUUGAGCCCGUGCUACAAAAUGGUCAGCUGUAUUCAAUGGUGUCUUAUCUUUCGCAGGUAAUUUUAAGUUAUAUGGGAAAAUAGUGUAUCUCGUCGGGCGGGCUUUUAAAGGACGUUUUUUAACUUGGUGGAAGCUGUGAUACAAUUAUAAUAAGAAGAACUUUUGUUAUAAUGUGGCAGGGCUUACUAAUUACGAGAACAAAGAAAUAUUAGAGGAAGUAGAAAGUGCGAUCAACUAGGUUUAGCAUUAGGCAGAAAAAACGAAGAGCGUUAAGUAAGAAAAUACGCGACGUUUUCUCGCCUUUACCAUCCUCCUCCUCCUCCUCCUCCUUUGCUGUUUUGGUUGACAAGUGCACCACAUCCAGAGCGAGUUGCAGUGCCCAUUAUGCACCGUAUUUACUGAUUAAGCACCGCCCUCAAAUAAACGCCUCAGGUGGAAGCAAAAUUACCAAUAAACGCGGCACUCAAACAGGAAAAUAAUUUAAGGCCUUCAUUCCAUGAUUGUGAGAAAAGAAAGUCCGGCACAACUUGGUAAUCUACACCAUCCAGACAAUUACGAUUCUAUCUCAGCAAAAAUACAAGAGGUUAGAACUCAAAACAUCUGUCCUUUUAUUGACACAUGAUUUAUCGUAAUUGUUGUCAGUAGUUCAGAAGUGUUAUUUUUAAAUAAAAAGGGCCCUUGACUAAACGCCGCCCUUGAAUUAAAGCUGCCGCUGCGUUUAAUCGAAUGUACGUUUACCCAACAUGGCGACUCUGCGAUCGAAAGUGACGGCUCCAUCAUUUUUAAAGGGAAAAAUUAGACGCACUUGGUACAUCAACACGAUGUCUCCAUUAUCAGGUUUUUAAGGUAAUCUGUGUGUGCUUUACUUUGCUUUCCGCAGGUUGAUUUUGGGGGUGCUCUUCCCGUCAGACUGGUUAACCUAAUCGCUCGCCGCCAGCCUCUGUGUAUUGCAUACCUCAGAACAUACUUAGAGAAAUUGGAAAACAAUGAAAGCCCAUGAUCAGCACGCCGGUAACGCUUUGGCCGUUGUUGUUUUCCUGGAUGCUCAGUACAGCUUAUCAUUGCUGAAGUGGUCUCCAGUAUGGAGUUAGCUAUAAUCCUAGUCAAUUUAGCAGUGAUGUCAUAGGCAGGCAAUGAACCAAUCAAAAUCCAGUCAAGUGCAUGAAGCUGAGGAAAAUCGCGGGAAAACGCAUGCGGCCAAGUCAUGCUGAUUAUUUAAGGACGUACCCAGUCUUUUUCCGAGAGGGGGUUCAAGAAAUGGUACUACCCUGUGAUGCUGCAGAUGCCUGGAAGGUUGAAGAAAACUAUAGAGCAGCCUGGCACAGCAACAUUUUCCGGUAUUGACAUUUGAAAAGUCAAAUGAAUAGAGCCAUUUCUGCAGAAAGAGAAAAGGAGGAUUCCAGGACCCCUUGAACCCUCUCCCUGGGUACAACCCUGUUAUAGUUAAUUUUAAUAAAACAAAUAACUCGGAAGACUCUCUUCUUCGCAGAGGCUAGCCCGCGUAGGUGGCGGGAUUAGCGGGCGAGUGCUGUUUUUUUGGCCGCCGCGUGAAGAUUGGGAGGUACGUACCCCGGCAUAAUAAUCCCUCCGCUGGGUUCUGGGUAUUCCAAUUCACCACUUGAGAAACGAGGAGGAACCUGGAGCCGAAAUGCGCCCCGCAAUUGUUUCUGAGGGCAUUACUGGGGAGUUUAAUAUACCUCGACGGCCAGGAAAACGUCGCUUAAAAGGUGAAUUUGCGUUCUUUCAAUCUCUAUCGCGAACCAUAUUCAAGUUCAGAAAGAGAACGAAAAUUUAGCCGUCGCUUGUUUAUGUCCUCCACAAAAUGUGAAAUUAGUCAUUUUUCCGUCGUGGUCGUACAGUAACGGCAAAGAAACGUACAGAAGAGAGUGAUGCACUUGCAGACUAUUGUUUUUUUUUUUGACGUUCUCGUUAUCGUCCCCGUCGUGGCAUUGGCCAUUUUUUCCCCUGUCCUUUGUAACAGUCCCAGAAGCCUUUGCGAAAGUCAACUCGAACCAGUCUUUUUCCCAUUUCUAAAUUAUUCAAUGAAAUAAAAGUAGCCUCCCUGUAACAAAAAGAGGCCUCUGCGGAGAGGUCAGAGGUCACCACAAAAAAUCUUUAAAAAUGAUUCUAGUACUUGCUAUAUUUGGCAGUUCUAUUGUGAGUAGCUGCAAGAGAUCAGGGAAACAAGUUUAAUUCACAUAUAUUUCUGAAUGCAAAAGUAAAAAAAAAGUAGAAAACAAAAGUUGUUGAACCACGAAUAGGAUAGUAAUCAGUGUCGAAUCAAUAAUGUAGCCUCUUGGAAGAAAUGAAGUUUUAAAAUAGAAAAUUUAAUAUUAGUAAUGGCG